Molecule: messenger RNA, 1035 nt
Organism: Anthostomella pinea
Lineage: Eukaryota; Fungi; Ascomycota; Sordariomycetes; Xylariales; Xylariaceae
Source: the annotation of a GenBank genome assembly
AUGCCGAAGGACGAGGAAAAGAACUCGGCGGCGCCGCGACAUCUUCCGAUUCGCAGUAAUCCAGACAUGGAGAACUUCGACAUCGUCAAGACGUACAACCGCCUGCUGGCCGACGACCCGGAGCUGACGAUGCCGGUGGCGGCGAUCGAGGCGCUGAUCGAGGCGCUGGGCGCGAGCUCGGCCAUGACCGUCUUCGAGACUAUGGACCUCGUCAAGACGCAAUCAGAGAAGCUGCGCGCCGCCUUCGCCAACCCCGUCGCCCUGUCGCACGGCACAAACCUGUUCCAGCAGUACCUCGUCAUGUCGCUUAAGCAGCCCGGCGAGGCCGCCAGCAACCGGAACUUCGAGGUCGUGCGCCAGCACCUCAUGCGCAACGGCCGCCUGUUUGCCGCCCGCGCCAAGGAGGCCCGCGAGAAGAUCGCUAGUGUUGGGAGACAGUACAUCCACGACAACACCACGAUCCUAACGCACGGCGGCUCGCGCGUAGUCGGCACGCUCCUCGGCCGCGCCGCCGAGAACCUCCCUGGCGACCCAAAGCGCCGCUUCAAAGUAAUCUACGUGGUCAACGACGCGCGCCGCACGGAGAGCAACCGCGUCGUCGCAGCCCUGCGCGCGCGCGGCGUGCCCGUGGCCACGAUCGACGACAGCGCCGUCGCGUACUGCAUGCCAAAGGCCGACAUGGUGCUGGUGGGCGCCGAGGCCGUCAUGGCCGACGGGGGCGUCGUCUCGCGCUUGGGCACCUACUCGAUCGCCGUGCUGGCCCGCGCGCACCACAAGGACUUCUUCGUCGCCGCCGAGCAGCACAAGAUCGGCAAGACCUUCCCGCUCGGCCAGUUCGACGCCGGCUUCGAGCAGAACCUGCUCGACUUCCACGCCAGCAAGGCACAGGAGGGCGGCGGCGCGCACGAGGCCCCAGCGCCUGUUGCUGAUCCGGUCGAUUACACGCCCCCUGAGUACAUCGAGGCCUUCUUCGCCGACCACGGCGUCAAGGCACCGUCCGCCAUCGCCAAGGAAGUCAUCGACAUGCUCUUCUGA